AGUGUGCAGCCCUCCCGGUGCAGACAUACCCUUCUCGUCCUGAUGAACACAACUUCCAGGGUUUCAUUUUAAUUUUUCCUCCCCACAUCCGCGUACAUGUGUCGGGAGAAAACGUAGCGAUGGAGGCGGUUUACACUCACGGCAUCUGGAUGGCGGAGAGUCUCCAGGAGAGGACGAGGAGCCAGGAGAAGUUCUGGCUCGUCGUGACUCACAUUGGCGACCCAAAAGCAGCCUUUCUGCUCGUCUUUCCCUUCACUUAUUUCAUCAGCAAACGAGCCGGAGUGACGGUGCUGUGGGUCGCUGCCGUGUCCGAGUGGCUGAACCUGGUGUUUAAAUGGAUGCUGUUUGGAGAAAGACCGUUCUGGUGGAUCGGUGAGUCACGCCUGUUUGUCAACAAGCAACCCAAAGUUCACCAGGUUUCCUCCACCUGCGAAACCGGCCCAGGGAGUCCGUCGGGACAUGCGAUGGUGUCGGCAGCAGUGUGGUGGGUGGUGGUGUCCUCACUGGGGUCGUUCCUGUACUCCCGAACUCACAGCGUGGUGCUAUCGGCUGCUCCCUACCUGCUCUAUGUGGUGAUGCUGCUCGCAGUUGGAAUCUCCAGGAUCUUCAUCCUCGCCCACUUCCCUCAUCAGGUCGUCGCUGGAUCCUUUACAGGGCUCAUUCUGGGGAUUGUUCUGAGCCGCAGAGUCCCAGAACGGCGCCCCCUGCUGUUCUUCUUCAGCCUCAGCGUCGUUCUGCUGCUCGGUGCUCUGAUGCUCUAUGCCGGUUUACUGCAGCUGGGAGUGGACGUCACCUGGUCCAUUGCUUUGGCUAAGAAGUGGUGCAGCCGUGCGGAGUGGAUUCGUUUGGAAACGCUGCCGUUCUCCUCUCUGACUCGGGACUGCGGGGCCCUCCUGGGUCUGGGGUUGGCUCAGUACUGGAAGCCCGGCGGAUGGUCGCUGCCUUGGGCUCCGAGGGCUCUGGCUCUGGCCUUCUCCUCCAUGGGACUGUACCACGUGAACCGUCUGCCGCUGCCGGUUCAACCGCAGGGCCUCUUCUACGGCCUGUUCUUCGUCAAGUUCAUCAUGGUGCCUCAGAUCGUGAUGGUGCUCGUGCCUGGGCUGGUGCACCUCGUCACGCACAAGAAGAAGAAGGACUAGAGAUGAAUUCCUCCACACGUUGGAGACGUCUUUCACAUUUCCAAGAACUGUCGAUUCCCUUUGAGUUUCUGAAAACACUUUAAAAUGUCUCUUUAAUGUAAUGAGCUGCUGUGGCGGGAAAGCUUUAUUUAGGUACUCCAAGUUGAUGUCUUUGAAUUUUGUUUUUUUGAGUUUACAUUUGCCUUAAGUGUUGGGAUUGUUAUAGAAUUUCAAUGUAGCGUAGUUACAAUAAGUGUUAUUGUAAAUUCUACAGUAUUUUUGAAAAGUUGUGAGCUCAUAGAUGGAGAUUAUUUGUAAGAAAAGUACUGUUUUAAAGCUUUGUGCAUCAGACAAUGUGACAUAUUACUGGAAUAAAAGAUGCUUGAGGCAGGA
Messenger RNA from Amphiprion ocellaris (clown anemonefish), 1511 nucleotides. It is a transcript of the gene g6pc3, whose product is annotated as glucose-6-phosphatase catalytic subunit 3. The transcript has 6 exons. NCBI's taxonomy places the organism in Eukaryota, Metazoa, Chordata, Actinopteri, Pomacentridae. Gene Ontology annotation, cellular component: membrane. The record is from RefSeq and is a predicted model, not a curated record. Gene Ontology annotation, biological process: glucose 6-phosphate metabolic process; gluconeogenesis. Gene Ontology annotation, molecular function: glucose-6-phosphatase activity. Bases 120 to 1139 code for a protein of 339 amino acids.